This is a messenger RNA of Babesia bigemina, 5922 nucleotides long. The record is from the annotation of a RefSeq genome assembly. Lineage: Eukaryota; Apicomplexa; Aconoidasida; Piroplasmida; Babesiidae.
AUGCUUACGAAUGAAAUAACUAGUCAAAUCACUGAAACUAAAAGACUAAUUGAUAGCCUUAAUAACCCUCUUAAUCCCUCUCUCUCUUCCCCCUCUCCCUCUGCUGACCCAGCCAAAUUGCAGUCCAAGUUGGAGGCUUUGAGGAAAGUGGAGGAGCUUUGUGGAUUUUUGACUAAUCCUAAAAAUGCGUCAAAUGAUCCUAAAAAGCUCUUAGAUAAUUUAUGUGACGGCCUCGAAACCUUUCUCGGCUUCAACUCUGCUUCCAAAGGCUACGAUGGCGCUGGCAUUGUGUACUCUGACCUUGAUAGGCUGUGUGACGGGGUGAUGGCGUUUUUGUAUCAGGUGCUUAAGGAUGUCAGCGAGAAACAGCCUUACAGUGUGGGUAAAAGAGAGAUAAAUGAAACUGUUGAAAUGCUUAAAAAUAAUUUAUCCACCGGGCGUAAGGGUUUUAGUGUCAUUGCGCAGGUGGCGCAGAGGGUGCGGGAGUAUAAUGAGAGUGUUAGAAAGGGGAACGAUGAUAUGCAAAGCGUUGUAACUAAAAUGCGAAAUCACGUUGAAACUGAAUUAACAAAAAAGUUGAACGCCAUAAAUGAAAAUAAUCUCACUCAUGACCCUUUACUUUCCAAGGCCGUGGAGUCAGCCCAGGCCCUGGCCAAGGAGUACGGUCAAAAAGGUGAAGACUUUAACAACGGUUUCAAUAACAUAACAAGAGACGAAUUCAGUAGACGUUCCAAAGUUGAACUCAAAGAACAAUUUAAGGACUUAAACUCUGACUUGAGAUCAAAAAUCAACAACGCCAGGGACAACGUGUCGCAUGAAGCCAAUAGGCUUACAACGUUGUCGGCCACGCAGAAAAGAAAUUUGGAGGAGACGAUUGAAUUGAUAAAACAGACGUGCACAUCGCUUAAGAAGUGCGUGAAUGAUAAGAUCAACAAAGACGUUACUGAACUAAUGAACAAUGUGGAGAAGAGGGUUGCAGAAAUUUUGAAGGUGCUCAAAGAGAUUGAAAGUAAGAUGAGAGAGUAUAUUGACGAGUUGGCAAAGUGGAUUAACCAUGCGGACAUAGACGUGGGAAAGGCAAUGAAGGAUAUGAAAGGAAUUAUUGAUGGUGGUGUCGGCUUCAUGUAUAAUGAUGCCUUAAAGGACAAAACGAAAGCGCUGAAAGAAAAGGCUGAACACGUUUAUUGGAGUUUCAGCAGUACAAAAGAUCAAGUGGCGGAUAUGGUUGAUAAGGCAAAAACGGACAAAGUUAACGAGUUGACUACCUGGAAGAAUGCAGGCGACGCGGCGGUUGGAAAGGCGAAGGAGAAGUGCACGGAGGUGGUUAAAAAGUUGAAUGGGCAGGGAAGUGAAAAAACGCCUGGUACUAAAGGAGGCGUAAAAGAUGCUGCCGAUAAGUUAAGAGAGAAGGCAGAUCAGCUUAGGCAGAAGGCGUACGCGGCUAAGAUGCAGGUUGAGAAGAAAGUGAAAGAUGCAUUGAAGGCUGUGUAUGAGAUGAAUGAAGCGCUGAAGCAGGAUCUGUGGAGCGUGAGGGAGGCGAUUACAGGUGAGGUUACGAAAAUUCAGCAGGCCAUUGGAAAUCUGCACGGGGUUGUUAAGAGUGGCGACGCAAGAAAUGUAAAUGCAGAGAAAACAAUUGUGGAAGUUAUGCAGCAUAUUCAUGAACAGGUUGGGCUUAUUAAAGGUAAAAAAACCACAGGUAUCGAAGGUAUUAUAAAGGGCAUCGAAGUUUAUGCGCUGCGAGCUGGGAGACAGUUUGAGCGAGAUAUUUUAAAGAAAUGGAUCGACAAGAUUGUUGAUGCUGAAAAUGGUCAGAUAAACAAGAGCAUGAAUUUAUUCGUUGGCACUAACUCUGAGAAAUUGAGAGGUGGCGGUGGGUUAACAGCUGUUAAAGAUGGGCUCAAAGAAAAACUUCCCGGUGUCAUUCUUAUGGCAUUGCCAGAAGUUGCAGCAAUGCAUCUUGAUAGAGCAACGGUGGGUGACAUCGCUGAAAAAUUCAAACAAUUCGGCCAGAACAUUUACGGUCAGCUGACAGGACAGACGCGAGCUGGUUUUACAGUGUCGUCAGCAGCCGAUGAAGUUGCGAAACAUCACAAGUUCAGUGGCGCACCCAAAAAUCAGUAUCUCGAACAGGCUGUUGAACACAUUUUGUAUUCUGUUGCCGUAUCGGCAACAAAUAUGGCGGAGCAGCUUUCGCAAUUUGUCACAGAGUCAAAAAUUCAGAACUUGAACGACAUUUUUGAUAGCGCAACAGUGCUUGAUACGAAUCUUGGGAAGGCACUUGGAAAGCAGCACUCUCUCGGCAGCAACAACUACGCCGAAUCCGUUGACAUCGCAAUACAAGCUAUGACUAAGAAAGCAGCAGAGCAGCUGCCGGGUGAUAGCUCAUCGGUUGACUUAACGCAGGUCAAAAGUAGUUUCACGCGGUACGGUAUGCACGUGGAUCAAAGAACAGUUGACGCCCUUAGGGAUGGUAGAAUAGAAAGCAUUACGGGUGAUAGAAACAGCAAUAAACUCCCACAUGCCAUCAAAGGGAUUAACGAUCAGGUGGUUGCUGAGACGUUGAGAGAUGUCGUAGAAGCAAAGAACGGCGGUGAUACACAAAUACACAAAGACACCUUCUCCACCCUGCGCGCCACCGUCGACACCAAUCUCGACAAAUUCACUGAAGCCGUUGAGAAGCUUGUUAAAAAGGAUGAGGUGAAUUCUACCGUCAAUGGUUACCUGGAGGAUAUUGAAAGGAUGCUAUCAAACACCGAAACGGUCAACCUCACCGCCGCUGAAAUGACUGAUCACACCUCCGUCAAAGGCUUCGUGACGAUCAAAGGCGAAAUCGACGCCGCGCUCGAAGGAAUUAAAGCUAAGGCUAAUUCGGAUUUCGACGCUGAAAAAACAGCUACACAAAAUGCACAAAUAUUUACAACUUUGUCCGCCGAAAUCACAUCCAAUCUCGACAAGCUUAAGACGGCGAUCUCAGAAGCUGGCACAAAAGUCAAAACACAGUUGGAGGCGAUUCAGAGAAACAUCGGCCGUAAAGAACACGGUGACAAAUCUGCGGCUACUAGGGGCACACUCCAAAAAAUCCACGACGACAUCGUCAACGUGCUUCGCGAUCAACUGGAACCUGUCAUCAAAUCGGUCACUGAACUACAAAAAUUCACCAAAAACGAAAAAUAUCGAUCCAUAACCUCCAUGUGUGAUUUCGUCGACAAGGAAGUCCAAGAUGCCACCAACAAACUCAUCACCCAGGCCAACAAAAACUACGUGACGUCCGUCAAAGAGAUGCUGCAGGCCUUUGCCGACAAGGUGCAGAAGGAACUAAAGCCCCUACCCGGCGAGAUUGACACCGACAGGAAGCACGGCUUUAAGGGUUUCAUGCGGACGUUGCAGGGGAAAAUCGGAGAGAAUGGUGAGACUUCGACUGACAAUGUUGACAAACUCAAGGGUCUCAUAGGUGAACUGUCAGCAAAUGUGAAUCACAAGGAGGCGUGCGCAAAAUUGUCGCAAAAAUUCAAACAGUUCUGCUCACCACUCCACGGCUACCUCAAAGAAGAGAUCCAACGAGUUCACGAAGCAAAUAAAGAGAAAAGCAAUCCCAAGCCGUCCGGCGACGAACAGCUCUACACCUCCAAACUCGACGCUGCGCAUACCGCGCUCAACAACCUACUCGAUCACAUUAGUAAUCACCGCUACAACCACGAAGUGCCCUCAAUGCUUGACCAGCUCUCCACUAAAGUCGAUGAUCUCCACCCUGAGUCAUUUAAUGAGCCAAACACUCCCCUGCUUGACGGCGUUGGCAAGGGGCUGCGUGAGUUUGCGGCUGAGCUUAGUAAAACCUAUUUAAACGCUUACGAUGGCGCUUCGGAUGGCAUGGUAUUGGUCGACGCAAGAACUACGAAAGUGACCGAUGAUGGCAAAAGGUGCGCUAAAGUGUGCCUGUCGCUGCUCUCCAUCCUGUAUUCCGAGUUCAAGACUAUACUGAAGUACUGCGUUGCAAGGUGUAAAAGCGAUCAAAUAAACAUAAACACAGACCUCGGAAAAUAUUUCGCCACUCAAGGCUACAAGGUUACCGAGGACGGGAAGAAGCACUGGGAGCUGCAGGACAGUAAAGGCAUGACAGGACUAUUCAUCUGCAAACGUAUGUUCGGAAGUGAUGAACACCACUUGUAUUACAUUGAUAAAUCCAAGCAAAACGCACUGGAUACACUGCACGACUGUCUCCAGAUAUAUUACCAAGUCUGCCACGUCGCCACCUUCUCUGCGAGGAAACGUCCAUGUAACAUAUUCGAGAUGCUUUGCUGGGUGUCUGGUCUCCCGUGCAAUAACGUUUUUGACGAAAUGUUACAUGAGACUGUCAGUGAACUAUUCGUCGAUCCAAGUAAACAGCCUGAAGACGCCGAUGGCAUCCCCGUCACAUAUAUCAGCGAUGAACCCCUCGCAGCGUACCCACUGUCGAUCGCAUAUGACGACACACGCAGGGCGGUGAAACGCCUGUGUUCGAGAUCCCACGAUAUUCUCACAACAAUCGCUGGAACCGGUGACGCGUACUCCAUGUACGCCGUGGACUACUCGACCAAUUCGCUGAACUUUCACUACCCAUCCAAGGGCGAAGAUUGCCUCCAGAUGCUAUUGGAUGUGCUUCGCAGACUACUACCCUCACUUAAAUUUUUGCAUACUCAAUGCGGCCUAAGCUCUGCAUACCACGGCUGGUCCGGCUGUCAGUACGGCAGAGGAGUCAAACACUCCAAUUGGCAAUGCGGUGAACAUCCCGCCGACGAGUCAACCGAUUGCCUACCUAGAUCGCCGUUGAUGUCGUAUCUUCGCGACUGCCUACCCGGGUGCCUGCCUCACCAGUUGGUUUCAGCGGGUCCCGAGUGUAAACGUGUCCCAAAGCUACCCGGUGCGCCAUGUAUAACACCACUUGGGUUCAGAGGUUUCUCUGAGCACGAAGACGGUAAGACAUAUGCAUGUGCUGACCAAUUUCUUCGACAUUCGAUUAACACGCUGUUCGGUCUGCUGCCCAGCCGCCAUCUACAUUGCCCGACACUUUCCAAUUUGCGUGACGCUAAGCAGUAUGUAGAUCAUGGCAAGUCCGCCAGUGAUGAUGUCAGCUUAGCUUUUGAAACAAAAACCAAAGCGCUGUCCAUCGAGCUAUACAAGGAGACAAGCAAACUCACAGGUGCGCUGCAGAAUGCAUAUCGCAACCAAACAGGCCACAACAGCUCGGGCCAUUCCAAAUCCACGGAAGCUGACUUGUGGAGCCUGUCAAGAGAAUCAUGCAAUCUACCUCAUGACAGGGAUAUUCACUGUGCUCCCUACCUCUGCUCCACAUCUUCAGAUGCGUACAAGUACCUCGCCAAAAAGCACGCCGAUCUCUACCUGUCAUGGGCUGUAUAUCUGCCGUGGACAUUCUACAGUUACCUUAAAUCGUUGCUCGAUGCGUUCCAGCAAAUUGAUUGUGGAGGCUCCGGUUGUACGAAAUGUUCGUGCAAGCCGGGUAAGCAUGGUGUCGAGUACAACUGCAAGUGCAACGCAUUGAUAAGCUGUCGUGGAGUGAUGACUACGUUCUACCAGUACGGAUUCACUUUCGGCAACGCAAAAACGCUGUAUGGAACUAACAGAAAAUUCUGCCAUAGUUUCCAUACGCAACUGAGUAAUCUGCUGAAAUCGCAAUACUUCACCAAAUUAUUUGAAGAAUGUGACAACUUCAUCUGGACCAUCAGAGAACCGUUCACCUAUCUAAUCCUCGCACUCUGGUCACUGUCCCUCUUCUACCUCAUGUGCGUGAUGGUUGGCAGACUGGAUGUGCUCCACAUCAGGUCACACCUGAGGAUACCGUCGUCGCACAGGAUAACGGCGCAGUCAUUGUUGGCGGCAGCGCAAGUCGGAAGGCUUGCCAAGAUAUCGUAUCUACAACCGUAA